Pyrus x bretschneideri (Chinese white pear) is the source of this 1798-nucleotide messenger RNA. RefSeq names its product GABA transporter 1. The coding region runs from base 162 to 1643 and encodes 493 amino acids. The record is from RefSeq and is a predicted model, not a curated record. The transcript is spliced from 7 exons. NCBI's taxonomy places the organism in Eukaryota, Viridiplantae, Streptophyta, Magnoliopsida, Rosales, Rosaceae. Gene Ontology annotation, cellular component: plasma membrane.
UGCGUAUCAUCGAAGGGACUGCUUUGACUGUAUGCGCUACGCAUGUCGGCUAUAUAUUAUGUACACACGCUGAUAUAUAACCCCAAGUCUCUUCAAGAUCUGAUCCCAUCCCACUUCUUUUGUUGCUCUUGGUUUUGUUUUCUGUUUUUCGGCAGAGAGAGAUGGGGACGCUGCCACCAACAUCGGUAGCAGUAGAUGAUGAUCGAGUAGAUGAUGCAAAAGUUGGCCGCGAAGAAGCUGAUCAUGAUCACGAACAAAAGCAACUCGAUGCCGGUGCUCGUUUUGUUCUCAAAUCCAAAGGAUCAUGGGUGCACUGCGGUUAUCACUUGACAACAUCGAUUGUUGCUCCGUCACUCCUGAGUUUGCCGUACGCUUUCACCUUCCUCGGAUGGGCGGCCGGAAUUUUGUGUUUAGUCAUCGGAGCAUUAGUUACUUUCUAUUCGUACAAUUUAAUCUCUUUGGUUCUUGAACACUAUGCUCAAUUGGGUCAUCGCCAUCUCCGAUUUAGAGACAUGGCUCAUGAUAUUUUAGGUCCGAGAUGGAGUCGUUAUUUUGUCGGACCAAUUCAAUUCCUAGUAUGCUAUGGUGCUGUUGUGGCCUUUACUCUUUUGGGAGGACAAUGCAUGAAGGCAGUUUACUUGUUGACCAACCCAAAUGGGACUAUGAAGCUAUACGAGUUUAUGAUCAUAUUUGGGUGCUUAAUGCUGCUUUUGGCUCAAAUCCCAUCUUUUCACUCACUCAGGCACAUUAACUUGGUGUCUGUCCUUCUUUGCCUAGCAUAUAGUGCUUGUACCACUGCUGCCUGCAUCUACAUUGGUAAUGUCUUUUGCUACAUUGCCAAACAGGACAUACAGUCACUAAAAUCAAGUUCAUUGCCUUAUGGGUUAUUUGGGCAUAGAAGUUCUUCCAAGGGGCCACAUAAGAACUAUUCCUUGAAUGGCAACAUUCAAAGUCGAGUUUUUGGGGUCUUUAAUGCUAAUGCCAUCAUUGCUACAACAUUUGGCAAUGGAAUCAUUCCAGAAAUUCAGGCAACAAUAGCACCACCAGUGAAGGGAAAGAUGUUCAAGGGACUCUGUGUUUGUUAUGCAGUAGUGACGAUGACUUUCUUCAGUGUUACCAUCUCUGGCUAUUGGGCAUUUGGCAACCAAUCUGAAGGCCUCAUCCUUAGCAACUUCUUGGAUGAUGGCAAACCUUUGGUGCCAAAGUGGAUCAUCGUCAUGAUCAACCUUUUCACCAUACUCCAACUAUCAGCGGUUGGCGUGGUUUAUCUCCAGCCCACAAACGAAGUUCUUGAGCGAGCAUUUGCAGAUCCAACUAGCAAAGAGUUCUCUGCUCGCAAUGUGAUCCCACGAGUAGUAUCUCGCUCGAUGUCUGUCAUCUUAGCAACCAUUAUAGCAGCAAUGCUUCCAUUUUUUGGGGACAUCAAUGCGGUUAUUGGGGCUUUUGGUUACAUCCCCCUUGACUUCAUCUUGCCUGUUGUGCUCUAUAACUUAACCUUCAAGCCAUCUAAAAGAAGCCCCAUUUUCGUGUUAAACACCACUAUUGCAGUGGUUUUCUCAAUCUUGGGGGUUCUAGCUGCAAUUGCUGCUGUAAGACAAAUAAGCCUCGAUGCCAAAACUUAUCGGUUGUUUGCUAAUGUAUGAACACCAUUAAGCGAAUAUUGCUUGCUUUCGCUCAAGUGGUAUAGACAAGCUGGAUGAAGUGUAGAUCGUAGAUUGGAUUUCCCUUGUAACUAAAGCAUUUGAUCGCCGUUCCAGUGUGCAUAAUGUUAUGCAUCUGCUAUUUGCAGCGAUUCUUA